Messenger RNA from Closterium sp. Naga37s-1, 768 nucleotides. Lineage: Eukaryota; Viridiplantae; Streptophyta; Zygnematophyceae; Desmidiales; Closteriaceae. The record is from the annotation of a GenBank genome assembly.
AUGGCUGUGAGAAACAGCCUUAUCCAAAUCCUCCCUCUGUUUGCAGACUAUAUAGAGGCUCAGGCCCCCAGUCUGGAAGAGGAGGAGGAGGAGGAGGAGGAGGAAGAGGAAGAAGAGGAGGCGAGGAGGGAGAGGGAGAGGAGGAGAGCGGCGGAGGCAGCGGAGAGGGAGAGGAAGAUUGCAGCGUUUCGGAAUAUGGGUGCUGGGCGGAUUGCUGCUGGCACAGCGUGGCUGUCGCUCAGAGAGAUGGCCGUGAUAUCAGUGCGCAGGGCGCUGGAGCACUUUUAUCUUGCUCGAACCGUGUCUUCCCGCUGGCUGUGGAAGCUGACCAAGGAUCCCACCCAGUCAGCCAUUCGCAAGGUGGGCAGGGGUCUCACAGGCUCCCCUCUAAUCAAAUCCGUUACAAUCACCAACGUCAGAGCACACUUCCUGAGCCCACUAUCCAGUGUAGCAGUGCAGCUUAUAACGGAUACCUUCACCGCCUUCCACCGCCUACUCUUCCCACCACCACCACCACAAGCGGGUCAGGGGCUCGCUAUAAGCCCUGUGAGGGCCACAGGAGUGCAGAUCGUGUGGCUAGUAAAGCGAACGCUGAGCUAUUCUCUCAAGCUCGUGUUCUCUACCGCCUCUGGAGCGCUGCUGUCGGCCGUGUGUGUGCGAUACGUGGGGCCGUGGACCACAAGCUAUGCCUACAUCCUGGGAGACAUGCUUGUCUACCAGACUGCCUCGACUCUCAUCGACCCUCUGCUCUUUUCUGCCACCACUUAG